AUGAAGUACGAUACAGCACUUAUUCUCAUCGCCUUCUUUGGCUUGAGCCAAGCAGCUCCCAUCGCGGACAAGCGUAGCCAAUUGCUUCCUCGUUAUGCAAUCCGAGGUCGCGAGGUUCCCCAGGAGCACUCUCACAACAAGUUCCUGGAUUCCGUCAGGACUAGUUUGAACUUGAACAACCCUGAUCAGAUUCAGGACCCUGUCUUUGGUCUGCUGGGAAAUGCGGCCGCGGCAGCUGGACAGGGGAAAGUUACCGAUACCGAUUGUCUGCACCAAGCAACGGCCGACCAGGCUUUCACAAAUGCAAAAGCUGCUGGCGAUGUCGUCGGACAGACCAAUGCUCUUGUUUUCGCUGCCCUUGAGCGCAACACCGGAAGUGUUGGUCUCGAGAGUGUUCUAUGCACUGCCAUCAAGGCCGUUAACCCUGAGAUUGCUGCUCUUAGCCAGCAUCAGGAUCCGGCUGCGACUGGCGCUGCUGCCAAAAACAAGGCCAUUACAUUGGAACUUGCGAGGCAGAUCGCCUCCAUUGGCGGCGACCCAACGGUUGCUCUUCAAUCCGGCACGUUCGCUCCAGGAACCAUUGGCGACCCAACCGGAGCUGGAAACACCUGUGAUACCGUGGAUGAUGUCGAGGGUUGCAUUUUCAGCCAGAAUCUUCUUGUCGAGGACGCCACAAUCGACGAGAUCAACGCCGCGGUAGCAGGUGUGACCGCUGGUGGAAACGCUGCCGCUGGUGGCAAUGCUGCCGCUGAUGUCGCUGCAGGAUCAACAUGCCCUGCUCAAGUCACUUCUACCGUCACAGUUGUUGCUGCCGCGGCUACCCAGGCAGCAGCAAACUGCCCAGUUCAAGUCACUUCCACCAUCACCGUUAAUGCAGCUGGGGCCACUCAGGCUCCAGCAACUGGGAACGCAGCAACGGGAGCUACUGCUGGCACAAAUAUCCAAACCUUCACUGGUUCUCUUGGAGGCGCAGCACCAGCGAUCACCAAGUCCGCGGGUGACCGCCCAUUCACUGUCAACGGUAACACCUUCGUCAACAUCGGCGCAGCAUUCCAGCGUUCGUGUGAUAUCCAGAACAACGCCUGCUUCAACGCUGUCAACUCCGGCGCUCUCUCAGGAGGAACCGCUCAGUGCCAGCAACAACAACAAGCAUGCAACGCCGCCGGCAACGCCAAGCGCGAUAACAUCCCAUCCCUCUUCCAGCGCCAGAGUGCAUUCGGCUCCUGCGCGGAUCCCACCAUCCUGUUCGCAGAUGGCCUCGAGGGACGCGACACCGCUGCCUUCAUCCCAGCAAACCUCGGCGAUUUCAACCACGGCUCAGCCCAGAAGAUUGGCAUCAUUGCUCAGUUCAUCUGCUCUCAGCUUGAAAGCUCUUGCAAGGCCGGCGCUGAUGCUGUCGCUGCCUGCAAUGCUGGAGAACAAGCUGCUGCUGCUCUAACUGGCCAAGCUGCCGCAGACGCCUUCAAUGCGGCAGUCACUGGCGGGUCAGUAGUCGCUGCUGCACCUGCACAGGCUGCGACUGACAACGCCAAUGCCAACGCCGAUGCCAGUGCUAGCACCGAUGCCACUGCUGCCACCGGCACCAACAUCCAGGCUUUCACCGGAAACCUUGGUGGCGCCGCACCGCCCGUCAUCCAGGGCACCGGCACCAAGCCCUUCUCCGUCAACGGCUCCACAUUCGUGAACCAAGGCGGAGCUCUCCAGCGCUCUUGCUCAGUGCAGCACAACGCCUGCGCAGAUGCCGCCAACAGCGGUGCCAUCUCCGGAGGAGUUCAACAGUGUGAGGAUCAGGAGAAGGCCUGCAAUGCUGCCAACGCCUAA
Molecule: messenger RNA, 1821 nt
Organism: Pseudogymnoascus verrucosus
Lineage: Eukaryota; Fungi; Ascomycota; Leotiomycetes; Thelebolales; Thelebolaceae
Exons: 4
Coding region: 1-1821 (606 amino acids)
Source: RefSeq, a predicted model, not a curated record